CUUCGGCAAGCAAAAACUGAUUUUGAUUGUGGUUGUCAGCGAAGUGGCGAUGAGGUUGUUGAGAAAGUCAUCCGCCUGAUGACGGAAGAGAUAGCCAGGGCUUAUCACCAGCACAUGAUAGCAAAACUGCAAUUGUAUUGGGAGCGGCUCUGCACUCAGGUUGGCCGCCAUGUACUGCCUUGCCUUCAGCGUCUGGAACAGGCCAAACAGGAAUCAGCAGCACAAGUCGGCCGUAUUAUCACUGCACACACGAUAUUGGAGAUCUAUGAUGAAGCUUGGGGCGCCUAUAUCCUGAUUCACCCUCUAUCCACCAGUGAAUAUUUGCCACCAAAUGUCACUUGUUGGAUGGCAACAAGAAAGUAUAUUCCACCCAAUGAUAGUUGGUCUGAAUCUGUAUUUCGGCGUCUCUUUGACUGCGAGAAUAUCGCAUCUUGGACUGGUGUUUUCUUCCUUGAUCUUUAUCAGAAGUUUAAAGGACUCUGGGGAUUAGUUAAGAGCCAUAUAAAUCCAUUUGAGGAUUACUUUAGUCGCGCUAUUGGAAGAUACAUCCUAGUCACGUUCAACAGCGAUUCAAGUAAAGACCUUACUACAGAUCGGAGACUUGGAACUAGGGCAAAGGAGAAAAACCGCAUUUGCGAACAAGCCAUGGAGUGCCUGAUUGAUCUUGUUGGGCCUAGGUGGAGUUACCGAGGAAAGAUAGCGCUUGUAUUGCCUUGGCGGUUUUCUGAUUCGAUCAUCGGUGCUGAGCGGCAUCAGGACUAUCUAUGCCUUCCCAUUCUAGUGAUAUCUAGUUGCCUGCUAAGUAUUCCUAGUCGGCCUACUAUUAUCCUACUGUCUCGCCAUAAUAUUAUGGCCCUUAUCGAAGCCAUUACGUCUUUUCCCCAAAUCAACCAAGAAAUCCUUCAGAGAGCCAAAUAG
Fusarium redolens is the source of this 918-nucleotide messenger RNA. RefSeq lists its product as uncharacterized. The transcript has a single exon. NCBI's taxonomy places the organism in Eukaryota, Fungi, Ascomycota, Sordariomycetes, Hypocreales, Nectriaceae. The annotation marks the transcript as partial. The record is from RefSeq and is a predicted model, not a curated record.